Messenger RNA from Lodderomyces parapsilosis, 2331 nucleotides. It is a transcript of the gene BTA1, whose product is annotated as Bta1p. Bases 1 to 2331 code for a protein of 776 amino acids. The transcript has a single exon. The record is from RefSeq and is a predicted model, not a curated record. Lineage: Eukaryota; Fungi; Ascomycota; Pichiomycetes; Serinales; Debaryomycetaceae.
AUGAUUGAUUUUGAUUUCAUUACUUCCGACCUCUCCAAAAUGAAGGUUUUCACUUCAGUUUCAUUGUUUUGCGGAAUUGUUUAUUUCGUUGCCAAAUUGAACAAGACAAUCAACUCGAUCUUGGUUUUCUGUUGGGCAUGCUUUGUCAAGCCAUUAAUUCAAAAAAAGACUGGCAAGACUGGUGUGAAAAACCAACAACAAAACUUGGAGUUGUUUUACAAAAACCAAGCUCAUAUUUAUGAUACCACUAGAACCGUUUUGCUAAAGGGAAGAAAAGAAUGUCUUAGAUUGGCUAUUUCACACUUGCAGAAAAAGAAGGACUUGGUUUGGAUCGAUAUUGGUGGCGGCACUGGCUCCAAUAUUGAAUUUAUGAAUCAAGUUAGCAACAUUUCAAAAAAUUUUAAGGCGGUGUAUUUGGUUGAUCUUUCACCAUCAUUAUGCGAAGUUGCUAGAAAUAGAUUUGCUGCUCAUGAAUGGACUAAUGUGCAUGUGUUGGUUGCCGAUGCUUGUGACUUCACAAUUGACUAUAAAAGUGCUGACUUGAUAACUUUUUCGUAUUCCUUAUCCAUGAUUCCCACUUUUAAUGCUGCCAUUGACAAUGCUGUUUCCAAGUUGGACAAACAAGGUAUUAUUGCUACAGUUGAUUUCGGUAUUCAAAGUAAUGAUACAUCCAUUGGUAGAGUCAAUACCUUGGGCGGAUUGGUAAACAGAAACAUUCCUUGGAUUUUGAGAAAUUUUUGGAGGAUUUGGUUUGAAGCUGACAAGGUGUUUUUAGAUUCUUCAAGAAGAAACUAUUUGGAGUACAAAUUUGGAACAAUCAAGUCGGUUAAUCAAUACAAUAAAACCUUAGGUAGAAUUCCAUACUAUAUUUGGAUUGGAUGCGACAAGGCAAGGUCUUCGCAAAUCUUGACCAGGUUGAAUUGUUUGGCUACUGAGUCACCAUAUCUUGCUCCUUCAAGUUCCCCUAGGCAAGUUUCCGAAUCAAUGCCAGUUUCCAAAGGUCACGAAGCUGCUAUUGCCAACUUGCAAAAGAAUUUGCCAUUCCCUUCUUUAUACUACCAAAAAGAGGUGUGGAGAGUUUACUACGACGAAAUGAACCACUUGUACGAGCAAUUCAAAAACCAGUACAUCUACGCAUUCACUUGGGAAGAUCCAAGAGAAGACCAUAAAAUAUUAAACUUCACCAGUGAUGAUACUGUAUUGGCUAUAACUUCAGCUGGUGAUAACAUCUUGAGCUAUGCCACCUUGCCCACAGCACCAAAACGAAUUCACGCUGUUGACUUGAAUCCUUGUCAAAAUCAUUUAUUAGAAUUAAAAUUGGCUUCAUUUAGAGCACUCACUCAAGACCAGAUUUGGCAAAUGUUUGGUGAGGGACACAUUGAUAAUUUUACCGACUUGUUAAUUGAUAAAUUGGCCCCACACAUGUCCUCAAAUGCAUUUCAAUAUUGGAUGGCAAAAGGUCCGAAGGCUUUUACUGGAAAGGGUCUUUACGACACUGGUUCAAGUAGAUGGGCUAUUAGAUUUGGUAGGAUUAUCUUUAAAGUUUGUGGCAUUUCUCAACAUGUUACUGCAUUGUGCAAAGCAUCAAGAAUUGAAGAGCAGAAACAAAUUUGGAACGAACACAUCAAACCGGUUUUAUUCAACCGAAUUGUUGGUUCAUUCUUGGUGGGUAAUCCUAUUUUCCUUUGGAAAGCAUUGGGCGUUCCUGCCAACCAAGCUAAAAUGAUGGGACCAUCAGUUAUAAAGUAUGUCGUUGACACCUUGGAUCCAAUUAUUGAAAGGUCCUUAAUUUCCGAGGACAAUUAUUUCUACUACUUGUGUUUGAUGGGACGUUACUCCAGAACCAAUUGCCCAGAUUACUUGACAACCAAAGGGUACAAACGUUUGACUGGUCAAAAAUCAAUCACUGGGGAAGUGCCAAUUGAUAAUAUCAGGUUGCACACUGAUUUAUUAAAUGAUGUAUUUGCAAGGUUGAGCAACAAAUCAAUCACCAUUGCGAUUAUAAUGGAUCACAUAGACUGGUUUGAUCCAAACGGUGUUGACGUCAUCAAUGAAAUCACUGCCAUCAAACAAUGUCUUGUCAAAGGGGGAAGAGUCAUGUUGAGAUCAGCUGCCACUCAUCCUUGGUACAUUAAAACCUUUGAGUCACUUGGUUUCAAAUGCGAAGCUGCAGCUAUUAGAGAAUCCGGCUCAAGCAUUGAUAGAGUCAACAUGUAUGCAUCGACAUGGGUGUGCACUAAUCUUGAUGGUAAAGAAGAUGUGGUCACCGUUCCUUCUGAUAUUACAAAAUUAGAUGCUGGUCGUCGUAGAAUGAGUAGCUUAAAGAUAUAG